AUGAACUUGCGUGCGCGUGACCACAAAAGAGGAACUCUCUUAAUCCCUAUUUUACUGCUUUUAACUUCGUUAACUCAAGCUCAGGAAAAUUAUGCAUUACCACCUCCAAAUAUUCCCGGAAUACCACAAGAACCAAGUAACAAUACUUAUCCUAAUCCGGAAUAUGCAAGGCUAAUAGCAUAUUCUUUAUAUUUUUACGAAGCGGAGAGAAGUGGAAAAUUACCUGCAGACAACAGAGUAUCAUGGAGACAUGAUUCAGCACUAAACGAUGGUCAAGAUGUCGGUCUUGAUUUAAGUAAA
Dentiscutata heterogama is the source of this 300-nucleotide messenger RNA. NCBI's taxonomy places the organism in Eukaryota, Fungi, Glomeromycota, Glomeromycetes, Diversisporales, Gigasporaceae. The record is from the annotation of a GenBank genome assembly.